AUGGAUACAACAAAAGCGAAUGAGUCGGGAAAAACACAACAGGAUGAUGGAACAACUGCUGCAGAAAGUAUAUUUGGAUCUAUGACAGGGAAGACACCGAUACAGUGCCGGAGGAUGGUAGAUAAAUUUGCACAGGAAUUUCUUCAGAGAAGGAAAGAGAGAGCUGAGCUCGAAAGCUUGGCAGAGCUACAAGCAGUUGAAGAAAAUGGUGCAUCAUUUGCUGGUGAGAAUGCAUGCCCAGCUGACAAUGCUGAUUAUUCAAAUGGUGAUGAGCAUGGGAACAAAGAAGAUGAAAAAUAUGAAGAAACUCUUGAGUCAGUGCUGAAUCCAGAGGUACCGACUGCUGAAGAGCUUGAAAUGGACAGAAUGUUUGCAAACAAGAAGUAUCCAACAAUGCAAGAGAUAUCAGAGGCAGCUACUCCCACAGUUGGGAUGGAAUUCGAUUCAAAAGAUGAUGCAUUCUUCUUCUUUGCAUCGUACGCAAGAAGGGUUGGAUUUGCAAUAAAAAGGGACACCUCCUACGAGUCUAGAAAAACCAAUGAAAUAACAAGACAGACAUUCUCAUGCAACAGGUGCCGUGACGAUACAUACGUUGACAGUGCACUCAGACAGAGACGGACUUCCAGGAUUGUGCAGACAAAAUGCAAAGUCAGGAUGUUUGUGAAGGAAUACAGAGGAAAGUGGUCAAUAAGUAACGUGAGACUAGAACAUAACCACAACCUAGCUCCGUCAGAGUGGAUAGUAAGGUUCAUGAAGUGUCACAGGUCAAUGUCUGCAUCAGACAAGACUCUGAUCCACAUCCUACAAGAAACAAGAGUUCCACCCAGGAACAUAAUGAAAAUAUUCAGGAAAACAAGGGGAAGCUUCAGGGCAGUUCCAUUUGAUACAAAAAACCUAGAGAACGAGCUAGCAAAAGAAAGAAAGAAAAUUAAGAACAGGGACAUUGAAGAGUUGUUGCUACUAUUCAAGGAAGCACGUGAAAAGAUGCCUGGAUUCAGACAUUCACUUGAUGUUGACAGCGAUAAUAGAGUGAAAAGUAUAUUUUGGACAGACCAGAUAGGGAGGGCAAACUACUCAAAGUUUGGGCAAUUUGUAUCAUUUGAUACAACAUUUUCAACCAACCAGUAUGGGAUGCCAUUUGCUCCAAUAUUAGGGGUUGAUAACUAUGGCAAAACAGUCGUGUUCGGAGUAGGACUGCUCGAGGAUGAGAGAGCAGACACUUUCAAGUGGCUGUUUGAGGAAUUCCUGUCUGCUAUGGACAACAAGCACCCAGAAACUAUAAUAACAGACCAAGACGUUGCAAUGAGGAUUGCAAUAUCCGAAGCAUUACCUUACACGAUUGCACCGUUUCGCAACUUUCACAUCAGCAAGAACCUGGAUGACAAGUUGUCCCUAUUCUUCGCAGAGAAGAGGGACUCGAAGGAAGAACUAAGAGCGGUUAUAAGGAACUCAUUUACUCCAGAGGAAUUCGAAAAUAGUUGGCAUGAUCUACUGGAGCGUCACAAUGCUUUGGGAGAGCCACACCUGGACAGGAUAUAUGACAUCAGAGCUCAGUGGGUCCCAAGCAUAUUUCAAAGAGAGAUUCUUCCCAUUCACUUCAUCGACGGGGAGAAGUGA
This is a messenger RNA of Lolium perenne, 1617 nucleotides long. NCBI's taxonomy places the organism in Eukaryota, Viridiplantae, Streptophyta, Magnoliopsida, Poales, Poaceae. The record is from RefSeq and is a predicted model, not a curated record.